AUGGUUCUGCUCAACACGGUUCUGCUCAACACGAGACAACGCAAACAGCGGAGAAACAGCGUGUUUAUACUCAACAUCUACAGCAAUCCCAGGGACUCCCGAGAGCAGUUCAAGACGAUAUUUAAGAAGUCCGUCGACCUGGCCGGCACCCAUCCCCUGGUCGUUGUCGGGGACUUCAACGCCCCUUACGGACUGUGGGGCCACAUCUACGACACGAGCAAGGGCCGAGGUCUGUGGCAGAACGCCAACGAAAUGGACCUCACGCUCAUCACGGACAAGGCGUUCCCGACCCUAAUGGGCAACUCGGUGAGCCGGGACACCACCCUCGAUCUGGCGUUCGGGAAGAACGUUGUGGGAGCCGAGUGGAGUAACACCGCAAUGGAGUUUGGUAGUGACCAUUACGUGCUCGAGACCCACUUCGACGUCGCCCGAAGUAAAUCCAGAGAGUUCACCAUCACAGACUGGGACCAUUUUCGCAAGCUCCGCGGCAACGAAAGCGCACCCGUCCCCAAAGACCUGGAAGACUGGUGCGAGAGAAUCAAGAGUGACGCGGAGUCGUCCACCAAGAAGAUCGUCACCGACCUGGAGGUAGAGAAAAUGGACAGCAGGCUAGCCCACCUUAUCGAGGCCAAGCAGGCGUUGCUCCUACGAUGGAAGGGACAAAGGUUAAAUCGAAGGUUGAGGAAAAAUAUCUCCGAGCUCAACAAGGCCAUCGAAGGCCACUGUCGGACCCUCGGCAAGCAGCAAUGGGAUGAGGUCUGCGACUCAAUCGACGGGCAGAUGCGCAACGCACCAGAUCCAACCAGAGACACGCUCGCCAGAGCCCUGCACGAAGGUACCAGAUCCUGUUCCGGGGACGAGCUGGUAGCCAAGCUCAUGGGGAAGUAUCUGCCCGUAAAGCACGGAGACAAGAAAAUCCGGUUUCCCGACUACCUCGGCCCGGCCCGUCGGGAGUUGGAUGAAGACUUCACCGUGGAGGAAAUCAGGCAAGCCAUUUUUGCACUCAACGGCAAGUCUGCGCCGGGUCCUGACGGUAUCACCAACAAGAUGCUGCAGAACCUUGACGACCAUAACUGGAGGACCGCCAACACCAUCCUGAUCCCCAAACCCGGCAAGGCUCCGAACGUGGACAACCUCCGACCCAUCUCUCUCACGUCCUGCGUCGGGAAGGUGGCGGAGCAUGUCAUCCUCAACAGACUAAGCAGAUAUCUCGAAGACAACGUCUAUACUCACCACAUGAUUGGCUUCCGCGCCGGCCUCUCGACGCAGGACGCCAUGAAGAUGAUCAAACAUCACAUCAUCGACGGCAGUACCAGGGACACCAGAGCCCUGCUCGGACUCGACCUUGAGAAAGCAUUUGACAACGUUCUCCACGAAUACAUCCUGGCUUCCGUCGCGGACCUCGAGCUGGAACCCAGGCUGUAUAACUACGUUCGUUCGUUCCUGACGGGGAGGAAAGCGAAGCUGCGGAUUGGCGAAUUUGUCUCCGACGAGGUGCUUCUGGGCCCACGGGGUACGCCGCAAGACUCGGUCAUUUCGCCCACUCACUUCAACAUGUGCAUGGUCGGCCUCUCGAGGAAGCUGGCCCAAGUUGAAGGUAUCAAACACAACAUCUACGCCGACUACAUCACGAUCUGGUGCACCGGUGGUAGCGAAGGGCAACUGGAAAGCGUCAUGCAAGAAGGUGUAGACGUCACGGAGCAGUACCUGCUACCCGCCGGACUCAGGUGUUCCCCGACAAAAUCCGAGCUUCUGCUUUACAGAAAAGAAAGAGGUAGCAGACCCAAGGGCUGGAAACCGGUCUCCGAAAGUGACAUUUACCUGUUCUCUCGGAGCGGCGACCCUAUACCCAGGGUCGGUACCAUCAGAGUUCUGGGUAUGUUCAUCGAAGAGGACAACCUGCUUCGGCUCAUAAACACCUUUGUGCUGUGUCACUUCACCUACACGGUGGCCAUGCACAACUGGCUCAGAGCCGAGCGGGACAAGCUCAAUGCCCUCAUUAGAAAAAUUGUCAAGAAAGCCCUCGACUGCCCGUCAGAACGCAUACCGAGGACCUCCUCCGUCUCGGCAUACACAACACCAUGGAGGAGACAGCUGAGGCUCAGGAACCGGCCCAGCUAA
Messenger RNA from Dermacentor silvarum, 2121 nucleotides. RefSeq lists its product as uncharacterized. The record is from RefSeq and is a predicted model, not a curated record. The transcript has 4 exons. Gene Ontology annotation, molecular function: catalytic activity. Lineage: Eukaryota; Metazoa; Arthropoda; Arachnida; Ixodida; Ixodidae. The coding region runs from base 1 to 2121 and encodes 706 amino acids.